GGCCAGAGAGGAAAAAGGGUUCGCUUAACAGCCAAUGUUUUGUUUUGUUUUGUUUUGUUUUGUUUUGUUCUGCUACUGGCUUUAGGGUUUAAAUCAGGGUUCUUUCUCCUACUCAGUCGUCCAUCAUCAUCUGCCAAUGGAUAGAUACCAGAAAGUAGAGAAGCCAAAGCCUGAAUCACCCAUUAACGAGAAUGAGAUCCGAAUCACUUCUCAAGGCGCUAUUCGAAACUACAUCAACUACGCUAUUGCUCUUCUUCAGGACAAGCAUGUGAAGGAAAUUGUCUUGAAAGCAAUGGGGCAGGCGAUCAGUAAGACAGUAGCCAUUGCGGAGAUUUUAAAGAAAAGGGUUCCUCGUUUGCAUCAAGAUACUGCGAUUAACUCAGUGAGCAUAACUGAUAUUUGGGAACCUAUUGAAGAGGGCCUUGUUCCUGUGGAGAUGACUCGUCAAGUCUCAAUGAUAUCUAUUACCUUGUCAACCAAAGAGCUAAACAAAAACUCUGUUGGGUAUCAAGCUCCACAUUAUGCUGAACAACCCAAGCCACAAUAUCAUUAUCAGCAGCAGCAACCACCCAAACAAGCUCGUGUCCCAUAUAAUGCUGUCAAUGAAGAUUCGUAUGGCCAAGGAAGGGGUCGUGGUAGAGGCAGAGGGAGAGGGCAGAGUUGGGGCAGGGGUGGAUACUCAAACUAUGGAAAUUAUCAAGAUAAUGGUGGAUACUCUAACUGGGGCAGAGGUGGUGGGCGAGAAAGAGGUUGGGGUUAUCGUGGUGCUGGUUAUGAAAGAGGUAGAGGUGGUGGUGGUAGAGGCUAUAGCCGUGGCCGUGGAAGGAUGGGUGGUGGUCGCUCAAGGGGUGGUGACUACUAAAGCAUAAUCAAAGGACGCAUAAAGCUCGUGAUAUUUUCUCCUCUUUUUAGCUUAGAUGCUUGGCUUGGUCAGUGGGAUGCUUGGCUUGGUCAGUGGGAAAUUAUGGAAGUAGGUGUGUUUAUAAACGCGUGAGAUUGUGGGUUGAAAUCUCCAGCAUUAUUAAGCAGUGGUUUUGUGUUUCUGUCUGGCAUUAUCUAAGGUGGUUGAGGGUAAUGUCUUUUUAUUUCGCAUUUAGCCAAGGCCAAGAGGAUGGGUUUAUGAUUUGUGCUGUAUUUGAAGUUUAUAUGUCAAUAUUUGAUUUCUUUAUUCCUUUGAA
Messenger RNA from Hibiscus syriacus, 1178 nucleotides. RefSeq names its product ribonuclease P protein subunit p25-like protein. Bases 137 to 862 code for a protein of 241 amino acids. Gene Ontology annotation, molecular function: RNA binding. Lineage: Eukaryota; Viridiplantae; Streptophyta; Magnoliopsida; Malvales; Malvaceae. The record is from RefSeq and is a predicted model, not a curated record. The transcript is spliced from 8 exons.